GUUUACAAUGCGUUUCAUCGGAUUAUAUUUCUUGAUGUUUGAAUAAAGUUUUUCGAAAUAAAACGAACAUGGCCGCUUCCGUAGUACGCUGCUUUUAGUGACUUAAAAACAAAGUCCCUUUAGGCUUUGCUUAUAAAAUACAUAAUAGAUGUGACGCAUUAGAGGUCUGCCCCGUCUGAAGUGAGGAUGAGUCGCUCCACCAGCCUCCUGCAGCAGAUGACUAUAUUCAUGACCGUAGUGACCGGCGGCGGCUGCGCAAUGAUGUAUUACCUCAUGCAGAAAAAUUUUGCAAAAGCAGAGUAUUACCGUCUGGCCCUUGAACAGCUGAAGAAUAACUCCACAGCCAUGGCCAGUCUGGGCGCUCCUCCGCUAAAGAUACACAACAUCCAUUUAACUGACCGACACAACCGUAUUGACCACAGCAGCGCUCAGCUCAAGAUCCCAGUUACCGGGUCAAAGACUGGAGGUUAUCUCUACACAGCUUCCACCAGAGACGCACUCUUGAACAGAUGGGACCUCCAGCAAGUGUUUCUGACGCUGAGGGAAGGUGAGACCAUCAAGAUUUUCAGCAAGACAGAAUAUGAAGAGUAACUUCACACAGACAAUAAACGCCAGUGGAGCAUUGUAUGAUUUUGUAGUAAAAGAUGAUUGACAGCCUGUUUUUGUUUUUAAUCAAUGUGAUACUUGCAUUUACAUAUAUUAGUCUAAUUUAAAUGUUAAUAUAUCUUUGUUUGGGAUGUAUGGAAGCUGGGUUGUUGUACAACCUGUUUCAUGUGCUUCAUGUGCUUCAUUAAAGAGAGAUGAAAUAUCCGUAGUGUUUAAAACAAUUCUGACAAUAUGAAUAAGUCAAAACAAUAAUAACCUAAUUCUGUUUAACUUUCCAAAUGUGUGCAAAACCUGAAAAUCAGAUUAUUAUAAUUCAAUUCAGUUCGUAAAACCAACACUGGGAUCUAAGGAUCGUCUAGUACUAUUGUAGUUACUUAACUGUUCCAGUAAGUGUCAGUAAAAUAUCAUUAUUCAGUAACCCUAGACAUUUGUAUUACUUGUUUCUCAAAAAACAAACAAUGGUUUAAUUUUGUGAGGAAUAUCAAAAGAUGCAGCCUAUACCGAAAACUAGUGCAUUUUGUCAAAGUACCAUACGUCAUGCUAAGUUAGACUAGUCAAGUUUUGUUAGUUUUUUAACCUUUCUCUUAAAUGUUGUUUGUUUGCUGGAAUUAAAACUGCAUGAAGAUUUUGCUUAAAGUAUGAACAUGAAAGAUU
This is a messenger RNA of Carassius auratus (goldfish), 1260 nucleotides long. RefSeq names its product cytochrome c oxidase assembly factor 1 homolog. Gene Ontology annotation, cellular component: mitochondrial inner membrane. Lineage: Eukaryota; Metazoa; Chordata; Actinopteri; Cypriniformes; Cyprinidae. Bases 187 to 591 code for a protein of 134 amino acids. Gene Ontology annotation, biological process: mitochondrial respiratory chain complex IV assembly; mitochondrial respiratory chain complex I assembly. The transcript is spliced from 5 exons. The record is from RefSeq and is a predicted model, not a curated record.